This is a messenger RNA of Zophobas morio, 10138 nucleotides long. Its product is annotated as zinc finger protein 569-like. Gene Ontology annotation, molecular function: RNA polymerase II cis-regulatory region sequence-specific DNA binding; DNA-binding transcription factor activity, RNA polymerase II-specific. The record is from RefSeq and is a predicted model, not a curated record. Bases 486 to 3443 code for a protein of 985 amino acids. Lineage: Eukaryota; Metazoa; Arthropoda; Insecta; Coleoptera; Tenebrionidae. The transcript is spliced from 5 exons. Gene Ontology annotation, biological process: regulation of transcription by RNA polymerase II.
GCCCGUGGGUCGCUCGCUUGCCCCGAAACGUUCCCGGGGCGCAGUCCCGCCGAUUUCCGUCCGAUUCGCGGCCCUUCGCCCUCCCGGCCGCAAAAUAUCCUUUGUUUAUGUUAUGACGCAUUCGUUUGGAUUCAGUCUCGGCCAUGUUGAUUCUCUCUGUUUAUUGUUUGAGGCGCCCCGCGACCGUUUCUGUCUAGAAUAAAAAUUUUCGGUGAAAUUCGGCGAAAUGUGAUCGCGGAAAGCGAUGAAAACGACGCGUCUGGUGUCGGGGCGACUCUGUGCGAAGUCUCGUGGGGCCCAGCGCCGGCUCGAGCGCUGAAAGUGCGAAAAUCGCGUUUCGGUUUUGUAAUGGCUACCUCUCGCGUCCCCCCGUUCUGGUGUAGACAAUGACAGUGAAAAUUUUCACGUGAUAUUUUGAAAAAGCGCUGCCGUGGGGCCGAUUUGAAUGGAAAGUGACAUUUUGCGGAGCCCCGACGACUUCCAGGAUGAACACGAAUGAUCCGAACGCCCUUGCGGGGGCUCACGGGCCCGAUUCGUCCGAGAAUACCACGCAGAGGCCGCCGCCGACCACCUCCAUCCCCACGGACCUCCGCGUCAACACCACGGCUCUGAACGCCGUGGCGCUGAGCAGCGUCGCCAAGUACUGGGUCUUGACGAACCUGCUGCCCGGCCCCAUCCCCCAGGUGUCCGUCUAUGGCUUGCCGGGGUCCGGCCGCACCGACAACCAAAGCAAAAUGUCGCAGGAGGCCAUGCUGGGUCAGCACGCGGCGGCGGGGCUGCUGCCGGCCGAUCCGCUCCUUCUCCAACAGCAUUCCCAGAUCCCGGUCAGCAUAUCGACGUCGCAGGGAGUCACCAACCUCUCGAUCCCGACCGGGAACAUGCACCUGGAGAACAGCCACCAGAACCACGGCUCGCUGGCGAACCACCAGCAGAACGACCCGCUGAGCCAGAGCCAGAUGAGCAGGGAGAUGGCCCACCAGCAACAGAACCACAGCACCCAACAAAACAUGGUUCAGGUCCAAGUCCAAGACAACUUGGUCUCCGUCAUCGAAGAUAGCAAAGAGCAAAAAGAAAUCAUCGCUGCGCAGCUAGCCCACGCGCAGAUCCAGCUCAACGAUAAUCAACACCUCAACCAACAAGCUCUAACCGUUCAACAACUGCAACACCUCCAAGUGCAGCAGGUCCUCGACAACGUCGUCCGCAUGGAAAACUCGGUCGAAAAUACUCAAAACCAAUCAAACAAUGAUCAAAACCAGCUCUCCGACAACAUCCAGAUCGUGAAAGACGAGAAAAAUUUACAAAACUGUAAGUUACUGACCGGUGCGCAGUUCGGUUUGCAAGACCACAAGGGUAACUUGAUGGACGUGCGGACUGCUGACGGUAGCAUAGUGAAAAUUUCAACCAACCUCCAAGAGCAAGACUUGGCGAAGACCUUGGGGGUCGAGAUGGUCCAGAACAUGUACAAAGUGAACGUCGACGACCUGAACCAGCUCCUGGCAUAUCACGAAGUCUUCGGCAAGCUCCAAGGCGAGAUCGCGACGACGGGCCAGAACAUCGUCCAGAACACCAACCCCAACGUGAACCUGCAGCAGAACGCGAACAACAUCGCCAUAGUCACGAAGGACGAGCAGGAGCCGUCGACGAGCUCCUUGCCCAACGACAACACGGCGACGGUCAUCACCGGGAACCAUGUCUGUGAUCUCUGCGGGAAAAUGUUCCAGUUUCGUUACCAGUUGAUCGUCCACAGACGUUACCACAACGAGCGGAAGCCGUUCACUUGCCAGGUCUGCGGCAAGGCGUUCUCCAACUCGCAGGAGCUGACGCGCCACGGAAAGUGCCAUCUCGGCGGGAGCAUGUUCACGUGCGCGGUGUGUUUCCACGUGUUCGCGAACGCGGCGUCGCUAGAGAGACACAUGAAGCGGCACUCGACGGACAAGCCGUACAACUGCACGAUCUGCGGGAAGUCGUUCGCGAGGAAGGAGCACCUGGACAACCACACGAGGUGUCACACGGGGGAGACGCCGUACAGGUGCCAGUAUUGUGCCAAAACGUUCACCAGGAAGGAGCACAUGGUGAACCACGUGCGGAAGCACACGGGGGAGACGCCGCAUCGGUGCGAGAUCUGCAAGAAGUCGUUCACGAGGAAGGAGCACUUCAUGAAUCACGUGAUGUGGCACACGGGGGAGACGCCGCAUCACUGUACGAUCUGCGGGAAGAAGUACACGAGGAAGGAGCAUCUGGCGAAUCACAUGAGGUCGCACACGAACGACACGCCCUUCCGGUGCGAGAUCUGCGGGAAGUCCUUCACGAGGAAGGAGCACUUCACGAACCAUAUCAUGUGGCACACGGGGGAGACGCCUCAUCGGUGCGACUUCUGCUCGAAGACGUUCACCCGGAAGGAACACCUCCUCAACCACGUCAGGCAACACACGGGCGAAUCGCCGCACCGGUGCGGCUUCUGCAAUAAGUCCUUCACCCGAAAAGAACACCUCAUCAACCACGUUCGCCAACACACGGGGGAAACCCCGUUCCGGUGCAAUUACUGUCCCAAGGCCUUCACCCGGAAGGACCACUUAGUCAAUCACGUGCGCCAGCACACGGGGGAGUCCCCGCACAAGUGCACUUUCUGCACCAAGUCCUUCACGCGGAAGGAGCACCUCAACAACCACGUGCGCCAGCACACCGGCGAAUCCCCGCACCGGUGCCAUUUCUGCUCCAAGUCCUUCACCCGUAAGGAGCACCUCACCAACCACGUCCGCAUCCACACCGGCGAGUCGCCGCACCGGUGCGAGUUCUGCCAGAAGACCUUCACCAGGAAGGAGCACCUCACCAACCACCUGCGCCAGCACACCGGCGAGACCCAGCACUGCUGCAACGUCUGCUCGAAGCCCUUCACUAGGAAGGAGCACCUCAUCAACCACAUGCGCUCGCACACGGGCGAGCGGCCCUUCGCCUGCACCGAGUGCGGCAAGUCGUUCCCGCUGAAGGGCAACCUGCUGUUCCACCAGCGCUCGCACAACAAGGGCGCCGCCGCCGACAGGCCCUUCCGGUGCGACCUGUGCGAGAAGGACUUCAUGUGCAAGGGCCACUUGGUGUCGCACCGUCGCUCCCACAGCGGCGAGCGGCCGCACGCGUGCCCAGACUGCGGUAAGACGUUCGUCGAAAAGGGCAAUAUGUUGAGGCACUUACGGAAACAUACCGUAGAGAACGGGGCGGCGAACGAGCAGCAGAAUAUCGCGCCGAGUCAGGUGCAGCAAGGGCAGAACAGCCAGGCGCAAGCGUCGGGGGCGGCGAGUCUGCAGAUACCGCAAGUGAGUCAGACGCAGCAGACCGCCCCGAGUAAUAAUAUCGUUACGCAAUCGCCGCACUUGCCGAUGCAUACGCCGAGUAAUCAUCCCGUCGUCGUGCCUACUGCGAAUGGUAACGUUCUGGCCAGCUAUUAGGGGUUGGGGUGGACGAGUUCUAGUUCCUUUCGAGAGUGGUUGCCGGCCCUGUGAAUAACAGUAUUCCCUCCGUGAGUAGAAAUAAUAAGGCGGGAGAGAGUAUAUUUUGGUUAGGGGGUGGAGUUGCGGUUUGCUGAGGAGGUAGACGGUCAGGGCAUGUCUGGGUCGAAACGGAGGCGGCUGUGGUCUUAAAUUGUUUGAAUUUGAUGUUUUAAGUCAUUGCGGAAAGUCGGAAAUGACCGCAGACCGAGUGUGGAACCUUGAGAAACCAACCGGUGUAGAUUCCACGUUGACAACUUGUUUACAAACAAAUGAAAAUCAAAAUAGAGUUUUAAUAGUUUUUUGGUCGAGUUAAUUUGAGCUCGUGGGCGACUAUGUGAUCAAGAUCAUACUAUCUAUAUGAAAAUAAUUUUAGUAUAUGCCAGUAAAAAACUACAACUUUGAUCUCUUUUUUUUGUGUUUCUACCAUUAAUGAGAAAUCGAGGACCGUGGCACAUGGAGUUUUUAUCUUCUCUGUUUCAACUCAAUCAGGCUUUUCAAGUCUUUAAUAAUUGAAAAUUGAUAUAUUUCGAUCAGUGGAUGUCUACCUUAGUAUUGCCGACAGGGAAAAAUAUCAAAAUAGUGUCAGACAAAACAUCAAAAGUGGGAUAUAUAUAAUUGUAAAAUGUUAUUUCACCGUUAGUAAUUUUGAUACGAUUAUAAAAGAAAUAUUUAAACAUGUACGGGGCGUUCCAUUUAAAUAAAACUAAUUUAUGUGUUAUAUAUCAAAAACAAAACUGUCUAGUUGAAAUUAAUUUUGGUGUAUGCUAGUUAAAAAUUAUAACUUUGGGUUAUAUUUUUUUUUGUAUUUUCAUAACUAAUGAGAAAUCUGAGAUCACGCUCUUAGUGAUUUAAGUAACAUGUCGAACUAUUAUUUGAUUUUGGUUAUAAAGUCUAGGACAGAAGUCCGCAAACUGUUGCUCGGAAUCACCGACAAUGGGAUCAGAUCGUAGUGAGCUGUGAAUACGUCAAUUCAUCCAGAGAAAAGACAAGCUAUUUUCUAAUUUUAUCAUCUUUGGUUAGCACAUUGAAUUUUUAUCUUUCUCUUUGCUUCAACUCGCUGUGAUACUUCAAGUCUUUAAUAAUUUAAAAUUGAUAUGAUAUUUUUCGAUUCCUGGAUUUCUACAUCAAUAUUAUCGACAGGGAAAAAAUCAAAACAGUGUCAGACAUAACAUCAAAAGUGGGAUAUGUAUAAUUGUAAAAUGUUAUUUCACCGUUAAUAAUUUUGAUGCGAUUAUAAAAGAAAGUUUUUUGUUUUGUAUAUUUUGAAAAAUAUACAAAACAAAUUUUUAAAUAAUACUAUCCUUUAUAACUAUAUUUUUGUCAACAAGUGAAGAUAGGUUGUCAUGGUAAUAUCUAAUACUACGUUAAAUAUUGACUAACUUUAUUGUUUCGUAUUUUGAAACAACUAGACGUUACGUAAAAAAAUUCUGCUUAGUGAUUGAUGAAAAAAGAAUAACAAUUUUGACCUGAAUUAGUCCAUCUGGCCUAUAUGUGUAAUCAAAUUGGCAAAAUACAUUGAAAAUGUUCCAUAUACAGGGCAAGUCCUCAUUAAUUAUUAUUAGAAAUAAAAAAAUCUCUCAUCAAAAUUCUACAAUUGUUUGAAUAGCAUAUACUAAAAUGAUUUUCAACCAUACAGUGUUUUGUCUUAAAGUCGUAACACAAUUUGUUUUUAUAAUGGCAAACCCAAUAUAUUUUUACUUGUUACUGGCUUUAAAAAAAUGGAACAACGUUGCAACGUCGCAUAGAAACUUCAAAAAUAAACUGAGUUAUAAAAUCUUGAAAGAGACCAACGAGAAUAUGUAAACAUAUACGGGGUGUUCCAUUUAAACAAAACUAAUUUAUGUGUUAUACCUCAAAAACAAAACUGUCUAGUUGAAAUUAAUUUUAGUGUAUGCUAGUUAAAAAUUAUAACUGGGUCAUUUUUUUUUUUUUUUUCAUAACUAAUGAGAAAUCCGGGAUCACGCUCUUGGUGAUUUAAGUAACAUGUCGAACUAUUAUUUGAUUUUGGAUAUAUAGUCUAGGAGAGAAGUCCGCAAACUGUUGCUCGGAAUCACCGACAAUGGGAUCAGAUCGUAGUGAGCUGUGAAUACGUCAAUUCGUCCAGAGAAAAGACAAUCUAUUUUAUAAUUUUAUGAUCUUUGGUUAACACAUUGAAUUUUUAUCUUUUUCUUUGUUUCAACUCGCUGUGACACUUCAAGUCUUUAAUAAUUUAAAAUUGAUAUGAUCUUUUCCGAUUCCUGGAUUUCUACAUCAAUAUUAUCGACAGGGAAAAAUCAAAACAGUGUCAGACAUAACAUCAAAAGUGGGAUAUAUAUAAUUGUAAAAUGUUAUUUCACCGUUAGUAAUUUUGAUACGAUUAUCAAAGAAAGUUUUAGACUUUUGCAAAUGUCAUUGUACCCCGAUUUUGAAAAAUAUACGAAACAAAUUUUUAAAUAAUACGAGCCUUUAUAGCUAUAUUUUUGUCAACAAAUGAAGAUAGGUUGUCAUGGUAAUAUCUAAUACUACGUUAAAUAUUGAAUAACUUUGUUGUUUUGUGUUUUGAAACAACUAGACGCUACGUAAAAAAAUUCUGCUUAGUUACUGAUGAAAAAAGAAUAACAAUUUUGACCUGAAUUAGUCCAUCUGCUCUCUAUGUGUGAUUAAAUUGGCAAAAUACAUUGAAAAUGUUCCAUAUACGGGGCAAGUCCUCAUUAAUUAUUAGAAAUAAAAAAAUCUCUCAUCAAAAUUCUACAAUUGUUUGAAUAUCAUAUACUAAAAUGAUUUUCAACCAUACAGUGUUUUGUCUUCAAGUCGUAACACAAGUUGUUUUUAUAAUGGCACACCCUAUAUAUUUUUACUUGUUACUGGCUUUAAAAAAAUGGAACAACGUUGCAACGUCGCAUUGAAACUUCAAAAAUAAACUGAGUUAUAAAAUCUUGAAAGAGACCAACGAGAAUAUGAAACAUAUACGGGGUGUUCCAUUUAAAUAAUACUAAUUUAUGUGUUAUACCUCAAAAAUAAUACUGUCUAGUUGAAAUUAAUUUUAGUGUAUGCUAGUUAAAAAUUAUAACUUUGGGUUCUUUUUUUUGUAUUCCCAUAACUAAUGAGAAAUUGGAGAUCCCGCUCUUGGUGAUUUAAGUAAUAUGUGGAACUAUUAUUUGAUUUUCGUUGUAAAGUCUAGGAGAGAAGUCCGUAAACUGUUGCUCGGAAUCACCGACAAUGGGAUCAGAUCGUGGUGAGCUGUGAAUACGUCAAUUCAUCCAGAGAAAAGACAAGCUAUUUUAUAAUUUUAUGAUAUUUGGUUAACACAUUGAAUUUUUAUCUUUCUUUUUGUUUCAACUCGCUGUGACAAUUCAAGUCUUUAAUAAUUUAAAAUUGAUAUGAUAUUUUUCGAUUCCUGGAUUUCUACAUCAAUAUUAUCGACAGGGAAAAAAUCAAAACAGUGUCAGACAUAACAUCAAAAGUGGGAUAUAUGUAAUUGUAAAAUGUUAUUUCACCGUUAGUAAUUUUGUUACGAUUUUAAAAGACAGUUUUAGACUUUUGCAAAUGUCAUUGUACCCCCGAUUUUGAAAAAUAUACGGAACAAAUUUUUAAAUAAUACUAUCCUUUAUAACUAUAUUUUUGUCAACAAAUGAAAACAGGUUGUCAUGGUAAUAUCUAAUACUACGUUAAAUAUUGACUAACUUUAUUGUUUCGUAUUUUGAAACAACUAGACGUUACGUAAAAAAAAUCUGCUUAGUUAUUGAUGAAAAAAGAAUAACAAUUUUGAUCUGAAUUAGUCCAUCUGCUCUCUAUGUGUGAUUAAAUUGGCAAAAUACAUUGAAAAUGUUCUAUAUACAGGGCAAGUCCUCAUUAAUGAUUAGAAAUAAAAAAAUCUCUCAUCAAAAUUCUACAAUUGUUUGAAUAGCAUAUACUAAAAUGAUUUUUAACCAUACAGUGUUUUGUCUUAAAGUCGUAACACAACUUGUUUUUAUGAUGGUACACCCUAUAUAUUUUUAUUUGUUACUGGCUUUAGAAAAAUGGAACAACGUUGCAACGUCGCAUUGAAACUUCAAAAAUAAACUGAGUUGUAAAAUCUUGAAAGAGACUAACCAGAAAUUGUAAACAUAUAUGGGGUGUUCCAUUUAAAUAAAACUAAUUUAUGUGUUAUACCUCAAAAACAAUACUGUCUAGUUGAAAUUAAUUUUAGUGUAUGCAAGUUAAAAAUUAUAACUUUGGGUUCUUUUUUUUUGUAUUUCCAUAACUAAUGAGAAAUCGGGGAUCACGCUCUUAGUGAUUUAAGUAACAUGUCGAACUAUUAUUUGAUUUUCGUUAUAAAGUCUAGGACAGAAGUCGUCAAACUGUUGCUCGGAAUCACCGACAAUGGGAUCAGAUCGUGGUGAGCUGUGAAUACGUCAAUUCAUCGAGAGAAAAGACAAGCUAUUUUAUUAUUUUAUGAUCUUUGGUUAACACAUUGAAUUUUUAUCUUUUUUUUUUCUUUCUUUCAACACGCUGUGACACUUCAAGUCUUUAAUAACUUAAAAUUGAUAUGAUAUUUUUCGAUUCCUGGAUUUCUGCAUCAAUAUUAUCGACAGGGAAAAAAUCAAAACAGUGUCAGACAUAACAUCAAAAGUGGGAUAUAUAUAAUUGUAAAAUGUUAUUUCACUGUUAGUAAUUUUGAUACGAUUAUAAAAGAAAGUUUUAGACUUUUGCAAAUGUCAUUGUACCCCCGAUUUUCAAAAAUAUACGAAACAAAUUUUUAAAUAAUAGGAGCCUUUAUAGCUAUAUUUUUGUCUACAAAUGAAGAUAGAUUGUCAUGGUAAUAUCUAAUACUACGUUAAAUAUUGAAUAACUUUGUUGUUUUGUGUUUUGAAACAACUAGACGUUACGUAAAAAAAUUCCCCUUAGUUAUUGAUGAAAAAAGAAUAACAAUUUUGAUCUGAAUUAGUCCAUUUGCUCUAUAUGUGAAAUCAAAUUGGCAAAAUACAUUGAAAAUGUUCCAUAUACAGGGCAAGUCCUCAUUAAUUAUUAGAAAUAAAAAAAUGUUUCAUCAAAGUCCUACAAUUCUUUAAAUAACAUAACUAAAAUGAUUUUCAACCAUACAGUGUUUUGUCUUAAAGUCGUAACAUAACUUGUUUUUAUAAUGGCACACCCUAUAUAUUUUUACUUGUUACUGGCUUUAAAAAAAUGGAACAACGUUGCAACGUCGCAUUGAAAUUUCAAAAAUAAACUGAGUUAUAAAAUCUUGAAAGAGACCAACGAGAAUAUGUAAACAUAUACGGGGUGUUCCAUUUAAAUAAAACUAUCGAUCGUGGUGAGCUGUGAAUACGUCAAUUCAUCCAGAGAAAGGACAAGCUAUUUUUGUAAUUUAAUUGUCUCUGUUUAGCAUUGUGUUUUCAUCUUUCUCUCUGUUCCAACUCGCUCUGGCUUUUCGUCUUUCAUAAUUUAAAUAUAUUUGUAUUCGUAGACAGGGAAAAAAUCAAAACAGUGUCAGACAAAACAUCAAAAGUGGGAUAUAUACAACCGUAAAAAAAUCUGCGUAGUUUUAAUUAAAAAAAAAAUAGUAAAAUAUUUUUUUGGAAUUAGUGCUCUGUAAUUUCAAAUCUUCCGCCGACGUGAACUUGGAGACUGCAUAGAGUGGAUACUGUAAACGACAAUAAUAUAUCACGUUUGCUAUGACUGUUCCAUACACCAAGAGUGCCACCCUAAAAGAGCAAAACUACUAUUGUCGUUCUUACUUUGUUUAAUACGGUACCCAGACAUGACCUGAGCGUCUCAUUUCCGUAACAGAAAACUACUUUCAGUGAUUAAAAAUUGGAUCGGGAGCAACUGUCCUUAGUCCGUAACUGUCGACUCAUAUCAUACACGCUGUAUAUUUAUAAAUGAACCGUAGAAUAAACAGUUAUCGAUGUUGUAAAUAGUGAAAUAGCGGGAAUUUGUAAAUUAAGUGGGUGGUUCGCCGCCACCACCACGAAUAACAUACUAACGAUAUAUCAAACGAGGCCAGUGUCAGUCUGUACUUACUUGAUUUUGAGAGCAGCUUUAGUCCGACGUCGGGCUUAUCAUUUGAAACUCCUUAUCUCUGUGAAAAUGUGAUACGAGUAGAUUCGAGACGAGUGAUUUUUUAUUUUCUCGUAGAAUAACGCAGGCCUAUUAUGAUUAUUCACGACCAAUUUGUAGGUUAGAGCGUCACUUGAAUUUGAUAUUAAUUUUUUGGUGCUAUGACGAAGGACUGAUGUGUUUAGGACACUUUUUGAUUUCUGCACGGAUCUGAUUUUCUUCAAGUGGCGGUUUUGUAUUAUACCGAAGCUUGCUAUGUACAUACCGUAGGAGAAUUGCGCUGAGAAAUGUAAAUUUGUUAUUAGAGAACGUGACAAUUAUCCGGUAAUUGUCACUAGAUGUUUUGACUUAGUUAUAUUGUAGAAGAAUCGUUAUAAUUACAAAUGCUUUUGUACAUAAUUAUUAUGUAACAUAAUACUAUCCUGAAAGUAUUUGUAGUUGUAAAUUUUUGAGAGUAAUUAUAAAUUUAUAGAAGCUAUAUAUUAUUGUAUACAUAUACACUUUAGUUAAUAUUUUUUAGAUUAUUUUGUAAUACAACCGAGAUGUAUGUUUCUUUUUUAAUAAAAAUAGUUGUAUUGGAACCCCGUCUAGAUUAUCUACCCGGGGCGUACGUUCGAUAUGACAAUAACUCGAAA